GCCCAAUAUAGGCAAAAUUUUAAUAGUAAUGUGUGUAAAACAGACCAAACGGUAUUUAUGUCUCUAUUGUCCCUCUUGAACUUCGAUGUUAUAGUGAUAAUAGUUAUGACAUUAUUUGGAAAAAUCUCACUCCAUCGUCAACAAGAUUUUGCCGACCUAUAAAAUAUAUGUUCAUGAAAGAAACUAUUGAAAAUACAAAAUUAGAAGUUGAAGAUAUAGAACAACAAAUAAGGGAAUUAAGUAAUACGCAUGUAUUAUUUGACGAAGAACAGCUUGAAGUUAAAAACACUCUUAUAUUUUCUAUGGUCGAUGGAAAGGUUUGCAAUUCAAUAACUGGAACAUCCAGUCAAAAUUGUUAUAUUUGCGGGUGUAAGCCGACCGAAAUGAAUAACAUUGAGGCAAUUAAAAGUCGACCUGUUAUAAAGGAAAAUUACAGAUACGGAUUAUCAACAUUGCAUGCGUGGAUACGUUUUUUUGAAUAUUUUAUCCACUUAUCGUACAAGUUAGAAUUUAAAACGUGGCAGGUUAAAGCUGAAAACAGAGAUCAAUAUAAUGCGCGAAAAAAACUUGUUCAAAAUAAAUUUCGUGCUGAGAUGGGACUUUUAGUUGAUAUUGUGUUGCAAGGUCAUGGUACAACAAACGACGGCAAUACUGCACGGAAAUUUUUUAAAAAUGCAGAAACAUCAUCUUUAUGUACUGGCAUUGAUGUUAAUUUAAUAAAGCGUUGCGGAAAUAUUUUAUCGACUAUAGCAAGUGGAUAUACAAUUAAUAUAGAAGCCUUUGAAAAAUAUUGUAUUAACACAGCCAAGGUAUUUGUUUCUCUGUACCCAUGGUACUAUAUGCCAGCGUCCGUACACAAAAUUUUACUACACGGUGCAGAUGUUAUACGAUAUUCACCUCUUCCUAUUGGGAAUUUAUCUGAAGAAGCCCAAGAGAGUCGUAACAAAGACUAUAAAAUGUACAGAGAGCACCAUACCCGAAAAAAUUCUCGCCUUAACACAAAUGAAGAUCUUUUGCAUAUAUUACUUAUAUCUACUGAUCCUUACAUUUCCAGUUUGAAUAGACAAACAAAUUAUUAUUCAAAGGAACUGACAAUGGAAGCAAGGACUUUAUUAAUACAACACAAUGAUGAUGCUGAAUAUAGUAAAAUUGAGGAGGAUAUGGAAUUAAAUCAUUCUUUAUCAGAAUUAAAUUUCUAA
Daktulosphaira vitifoliae (grape phylloxera) is the source of this 1199-nucleotide messenger RNA. RefSeq lists its product as uncharacterized. Bases 168 to 1199 code for a protein of 343 amino acids. The transcript is spliced from 5 exons. Lineage: Eukaryota; Metazoa; Arthropoda; Insecta; Hemiptera; Phylloxeridae. The record is from RefSeq and is a predicted model, not a curated record.